AUCUAGUCGCCGUGCCUUUAGCUGGUUACAGUCUCACUAAGGGUUUCACCAGUUGGCAGUGCUGCAGCUGUGCCACAAUAAAAAGAGCAGAAUAUCUGUAUUUUGGGCAGAGGCCAGCAAUGGCUACUAUCCUGGCAAACGUGGGCCGAUUGGGGGCUAUGUGAUUGCUGCAUUUGCCCGAGGGCUGUGGGACCUGUUUAUUCACAAUUGCACAAGACUUUUUCUCGUUACCCCCAAGAGCGGAUCUCUCUAGCGCUUACCCACAAUGCCCCUGCGGAACACUCGCCAGUUAUUGGUGGCUGCUGGCGAUACGGUGACUGGAGCCUCGGCAGAGUUGCCCCCGUGGGUGGGGCGCCACAGACGGUGCAGUAGAAGGGGACUGGCAGCCGCGGGCACUGCCCACAAGCAGGACUCUCUCUUACGUCUGUGCCAGGAGAGACACUUCAUAUCCGGGGGGGCCCCGAGCCACACGUCCCUGCUGCAGGGGGGCCACAGUCUGGGGCCCCUGGGGGUGGAACUGAGGCGCAACCUGCUGUCCCAGUGGUGGAACUCGGUGGUGUUACACAGAGAGCAGGUUCUAGCCAUUGAUACUGCCCUUCAGCUGCCCAACCCGUCUAUUGCCCCAGAGGCGCCCCUACUGGCCAUAUGUACUCAGCACUUACUGGGGCUCCCCCCACAGCAGCGGGGCACGUGCCUGGGGGGUCCUGUGGGGAAGUGUGGGGUCCUGCGCCAUGAGCUGCUCUACGGUGCCUUGAUGGAAUACGUCCCCUCCAUGGAGCUGCUCAAUAAAAAGCUGCCGUUUGGCCUCGCCGAGAUCGGAAAAUGCUUUCACCCUAUUCCAGAAGUGGCCAAUGAGGGCACCAUUCCCCCCAGAAUAGGAGAGAGGACAGUGGCCUCCCUUGUCUGGUUCAUUUCCCCAAAAUCCUCAGGGCAGUGGCAGGAUUACUGGCUCCGGCACCGACUCCAGUGGUGGCAAAAGUUUGCUCAGAGCCCGUCGGGGUUCGGCUGCAGGGAGAUUGAGCAGGAGGGACAGGGAGGGAAGAUCUCAGUGAUUCAGUACGAGUUCCCCUGGGGAAGAGAGACCAUUGAGACCCUGUGCAGUAUGGAUGACUCUGCCCUGUUACAGAUGCAUUCUGGGAGCAGCACCAAACUCCAGGCUCGAGAUGGGCGCAAGUGGGUGGUGCCACAUGUGCUGUGGGUGAGUGGAGACCUAGACAGGGGGCUUCUUGCCUACCUUUCAGAUGCCCUGCAGCAGACGGAGGGCCCCCCAGUGCGUGGCCGCUACCAGCAAAGGGAGGUCCUGAAGUUGCACCCCACGCUGGCACCCAUUAAAGUGGCUGUGGAUAUGGGGAAAGGUCCCACUGGUGAAUUACGGCUGGUGUGCCAAGGCCUUUCCACUGAGCUGCGGGAACAUGGAGUGUAUGUGUGGCCCGGCUACCAGGAAUCCCUGCAAGGCUCCUUGGAGCAGCUCUAUACAAAGUAUGACCAGAUGGGAGUCCUAUUCACAGUGCUGGUGAGUGAGGCCACGCUGGAGAAUGGGUUGCUACAGGCGCGCAGCCGAGAUACCGCCCUCAAGGAGACCGUGCAUGUAUCCAAGCUGAAGGAUUUCCUGCUCACAUACAUUGCUGCAGCCACACACCUGUGAUGGGCACAAUAAAGAGCAACUUCUGUCCCA
This is a messenger RNA of Xenopus tropicalis (tropical clawed frog), 1675 nucleotides long. RefSeq names its product polymerase (DNA directed), gamma 2, accessory subunit (gene polg2). Bases 266 to 1645 code for a protein of 459 amino acids. The transcript has 9 exons. Lineage: Eukaryota; Metazoa; Chordata; Amphibia; Anura; Pipidae. Gene Ontology annotation, cellular component: mitochondrion. The record is from RefSeq and is a predicted model, not a curated record.